AUGUGUGCUUCGCCAUGUUUAAAAACCCUACGUAAUAAUAUCGAAUCAUCGAACAAUAUACAACAAUAUCAUAACCAUAGAAUUAUAUCCAAUAAUGUUGACAUUUCGUUAUCGUGGUUAGAUAAAAACACAUGUUUAGAGGACGAUGAUGAUGUAUGUGAAACAAAACGAAUUCUACAAGAUAUCAAAGCUGCCGCUUCUUUUCAUACUAAUUCGGAUGAUUUAAUAAAAUCAAUUGACACAAAUCCAGAGAAAAUUGUUUUUCUUGUUAUUUCCGGUAUAGAAGCAGCAAAUACUACUACUUUUCAAACAAUUCAUGCGCUAAAACAGAUUGAUUCAAUAUUUGUAUAUUGUUUGGAAAAGCAAAUCUAUGAACCACUUCGUAUGUGUCAAUCAUAUUCUAAAAUUGUCGAUAUCUUUAACACACAAGAUGAGCUCUGUUCCAGUAUCAAGAAAACAUUAGAUGAUCUGAACAAACAAUUUGCUGCGUUUACAUUAUUCAAUCAAAAACAAAAGUCGAUGCGCAAUUUAACCAAAGAUUCAAUUUGUUUUUUAUGGUAUCAAUUAUUAAAGGAUAUUUUAUGGAAAAUGCCUAGAACAGAUGACUGGAAGAUAAGAAUGGUAGAAAAAUGUCGUGAUUACUAUCGUGGAUCUGCACAUGACUUAAAACACAUUGGGGAGUUUGAAACACAAUAUCAAUCUUCCGAUGCUGCUAAAUGGUAUAGUAAGGAUACAUUUCUUUAUAAACUAAUUAAUCAAGCAUUAAGAACUGAAGAUAUCGAUGGAUUAUAUACAUUACGAUAUUACAUCGAAGACUUGUGUGCAAGUUUAAAGAAUAAAUAUGAGCAAUUCAAGCAACUUCAGAUUGAAUUAGAAAUGCCAGAUUUAACGCUGUAUCGUGGACUACGAUUAGAUCGCGAUCAGUUAUUGAAGUUAAAAAUGAACGAGGGAAAUUUGAUAUCGACAAACGGCUUUCUUUCGGCAAGCAGAUCCAUGGAUGUAGCGAAAUUCUACGCUGGUUGGGAUGUGUCUAUCCAGACAACAACAGAUACAACCGAACCAGUUCUCUUCAUUAUCAAUAUGGAUGUUAAUGAAAACAAAGUAAUUGUUGCUGAUAUUACAGCUGAAAGUUUGAUGCCGGAUGAAUUAGAAGUUUUGUUCGAUUUAGGUAGUAUAUUUCAGAUUAAUACUAUUAUAGAGGAUGAUACUCAAAAGCCGUCGAAAUGGACGAUUAAUAUGACAGCAUCAAACGAUGGAGACAAAAUAUUGAACGAUUAUAUACUUUUCAAGCGUGAAGAACUGGAAGAAUUUGAUGUUAAUAUUUUGUUCGGCGAGUUUCUAUAUGAUAUGGGUGAAUAUCACAAGGCAGAGAGAUAUUUCGAGAAUCUUCUUUCUAUAGAAGAUACAGUUCAACUUCGUUAUAGUCUUGGCACAAUUUAUACUCUGAAAGGUGAAUAUAGUAAAGCGCUAAAUUAUUUUCAGAGUGCAUAUGAUCGCAAUCGGGAAAUAUUAGUGUCAAUGGUAUCUGAGUCUGAUGAUAUAUUCGAUAUUGAAGGGACUCAUAAUAUGACAACGCAAAUAGCUAGAACCUUAGUCGGUAUUGCCAAUGUUUAUUUUCAUACAGAUAAUUUCGACGAAGCACUUAGUAAUUAUACAGAUGCAUUGGAGAUAUAUAAAACAGCUCUACCGGAUCAGAAUAUUCCGCAUAUAGGAAUCUGUUUACAAAAUAUGGGUCUUAUAUAUGAAGAACGAGGUUUUCAUGAUGAUGCUAUGAAUUCUUUUCUGCGAGCAAAUGAAAUUUAUUCGACAACAUUACCUGACAAUCAUCCUGGAAAAGCUGGUUUGCUUCUAAAUAUUGGCAAUGUAUAUAAAUUACAAAACAAGAAUGACCUAGCUCUUAAAUCUUACACUGAUGCAUUAAAUAUGCUAAAGAAAAUUUAUCCUAUCAAACACCUUUCGAUAACUGAAUGUAUAAAUAACAUUGGCCUUGUUUAUAUGUCGAGUAAUCAAUAUGAUGAUGCAUUGAAAUUCUUUUUGGAAUGUUUGGAGAACUUGGAUGAGUCAGUAUUAUCUAUUACACAACAAACAGUAUACGCAGAUAUUUAUGCUAAUACUGCAGCAAUUUAUGAGAAGAAAGGAAGUAUCUGCGAUGCUAUUCGUUACUAUGAGCAAUCAUUAUUAAUUCACGAAACAGUAAUAAAAAAAGAUGGGCUCACCGUUGAGUAUUUGAAUUCUGACAUUUUAGACGAAAGAGAAAAAGAAAAACAUUCAUUAGCUGACCUAUUCGCAUAUCUAGAAAAUCUCAAAGAAGGCUAUCCAAAUGGACAUCCACAAAUUGCUCGUUGUUUGCGUGCAAUUGCCAAAACACUUUCCAAUGAUAAGAAAUAUCAAGAUGCUUUACAGUAUUACAAUCAAUUAUUGGAAAUAUAUAAUAAAAGUCAUCCAAUUGAAUAUUUAAAUCUUUCAGAAUGUUUAAAAGAUGUUUCUUUGAUUCAUCUAGCGGAAAACAACUAUAUACCAGCUUUAGAUUAUGCAAUCAAUAGUUACAAUAUUCUCCAAAAAGUAUUUUCAUCGAAACACCCUGAAAUUAAGAUUACAUGGUUAUUUGGGCCAAAAAAAUGGUCAUUUGUACCAAGAAAAUGGUCACUUGUGCCUAAAAAAUGGUCAUUUAUACCACAAACAAAAUUAAAUUUUUCUUCAGAGAAAGCGACGUCAUCAACCAAUUUUAAUAGUGAUCAUAUUCGAAAAAAAAUCUUUUAUCUUUACUACCACGAAGACAAAUAUCAAGAAGCUUUAAAUGUAGUUAUUUCAGUGCCGGUCCAAUUUGAAGACGAGGAGUUAGAAACUAUAUUAGGUCAGAUUUAUCUUAAACUUGGACAAUUUGAUCAAUCUAUAAUACAUUCGAGAAAUGCCCUUCGUUUAUCAUCUAGUGAUUCUAAUACUGCGAGAUGUUACACUCAACUUGGUCAUGCUUAUAUAUCACAACACGAUGACACGAAUGCGAUAGUUUAUUACGAAAAAUCUUUGGAAAUUUUGCGGCGUGAUAUUUCGGACGAAGAUAUUUUAGCUGAUGUUUUAGUCAAUAUGGGUACAAUUUACAUGAAUCAAAACCAUUAUGACGACAGUCUACUGCACUAUUUAGAAGCAUUAAAUAUUAAGAAGAAAACGGAUCCGGAAAACAAAACUUUGAUUGGUACUAUUAACAGUUGUGUCGGAAAGUUAUUUUUGAAACAGAAUAAUUAUGAUGAAGCACUUGAAUAUUAUCUGCAAUCCUUAGAAAUACUAAAAAACUCUGAAAGUAAUAUUGAAAUUGCUAAAAUACACGAAGCAAUUGGAGUCAUUUAUCAUCAAAAUCAAAACUUGGAAAUAUCACUGAAGCACCUUUUAAUUGGACUAGAACUAUACGAAAAAUUUAAGCUAACAGAAAAUGAUUCUCAACUGGAAAACAUCUUAGGUAUUGUUGCCAAAGUUUAUUAUGAUAAACAAGAUUUUCGGAUGGCUUUAAUCUAUUACAAAAGAAGUUUAGCAAUUGCAGAUGAAAACGACAGUUCCAGUUUAGUAUCUUUGCUUUAUAAUAUUUGCCAAACUCAUUUUCAAAUGAAUAAUGUUGAAUAUGGCGUAAGAUAUUUACAGCAAUGCAUUGAAAUACAAGAAACGCUUGUUGAUGAUGAGAACGACGAAGAUCUGAUAACAUAUAAACAGAUUUUAUCGUUUACACAGUUGCUGUUAGAUGCUAAAAAGCGAAAACGUAAACUAAAGUAUAAAAGAAUGUUUCAUAAAAGACAUUAUCAACGUCGCAAGAAGAAAUAUGUUUUAAAGGUUCCAGUUGAAUACUCAAGUUUAAUAGAGCAGUUUUGCGAGCAAUCUGAAUCUUCAACAAACCAGCAAAAUUAG
This is a messenger RNA of Adineta steineri, 3894 nucleotides long. NCBI's taxonomy places the organism in Eukaryota, Metazoa, Rotifera, Eurotatoria, Adinetida, Adinetidae. The record is from the annotation of a GenBank genome assembly.